Molecule: messenger RNA, 1654 nt
Organism: Vicia villosa (hairy vetch)
Lineage: Eukaryota; Viridiplantae; Streptophyta; Magnoliopsida; Fabales; Fabaceae
Exons: 1
Coding region: 554-1498 (314 amino acids)
Cellular component (GO): membrane
Source: RefSeq, a predicted model, not a curated record
AGGGUUUUUGUUGAACACAAAUUAAAUACUGUAAAAGAGUGUGUUCAUGCACUAAUACCACAGUGUGUCUUCCACUCUCAAUCUCUUAUCGCAAUGCCGCUCCCUACAUCUUCUCCCCAUUCUCUGCUUCCUUUCUUCCCAAUUUGCUAAUUUCUCUUUCCAUUAUUUCUCUUCAAACCAAAUUCAGGGAAAAAAACCAAAAUUUUCCCUUUCCUUCUUCCUUGAAUCUCAAUCACCAAACUAGUUCUUUGUUAAAAAUCUCAAGAUUUUCUCACAAACCCAUUUCACCAAAGCUCCUAGUCUCUUCAAAGAUCUGAUUUUUAUCUCUCUUGCAGCGAGUUUCUGUUAAAAUUUGUUCUAACAUUGUUUUCAUCUGCAGAGUCACCACAACACAAUGUUGAACAUUCAUGGCCGUUUUGUGCUGUGUAAGCUAUAAAGUUUCUCUCUUUUUCACUCACUCUUGCAUUUUACCCUCUCUAAUUGUGUCUCUUAGUGUUAGGUUUUCAUUGGGUCUUUUAUUUUUUUUCAACUUUGACUUGAAAAACUUAUCUUGAUGAGGGUUGCAAAAUUUCUCCUUGCAAUUGUUUCUUUCACAUUGCCAUUGUUUCUUUCACUGUCAUUUUCAUUUGCUCAGAUUCCAUUUGAUGAUGAUAUUCCAUCAAGAACACUCGAUUCCGUUCUUCAAGAUUACGCCUUUAAGGCGUUCUCUAAGCCGAAAACAGGUGUACCUUAUGAUGCUCAAUUGCCUUAUAACCUAAUAGGGGUUAAUGUUUCUGCAUUGAGGCUUAGAAGUGGUAGUUUAAGAAUGAGAGGGGUUGAAGCCUACAAAGAGUUUCAGAUCCCACCAGGGGUUGUUGAGCAGCCUUAUGUAGAGAGGCUUGUUUUGGUUUACCAUAACUUAGGAAAUUGGUCUGAGAAAUUCUACCCUUUGCCCGGUUACACGUAUCUAGCUCCUGUUUUAGGUCUGUUAUCAUAUAGUGGUGUUGAUUUGAGUGCUGAAAAGUUACCUGAAUUGGAUAUAAGAGCUUCUGAUAAACCGAUUUUGAUCAAGUUCCAUGAUGUGAAAUCAGCACCAUAUGGUUCAUUUCCUAAAUGUGUGUAUUUUGAUCUACACGGUUCGGUGCAAUUCGAUAUUCUACCAUCCGAUAACAUCUGUUCAACAAUGCAGCAAGGGCAUUUCUCGAUUGUUGUUGAGUCUAACGCACCGACCCCUGCACCUGCUGCUGUUGCUGCCAAUAUUGAUAACGGUCGCGGGAAGAAAAAGUUUAAGAUGUGGAUAAUCAUCGGAUCGUUGGUUGGUGGAUGCGUAUUGUUGAUACUAUUGAGUUUAUUGGUUGUUCGAUUGGUAAAGAUAAAAAACGGGAUGAAGAUACAGGAAAUGGAAUGGAGAGCUGAUAGCAAUGAGACCUUGCAGAUGACAUCUGUUGGAGGAACCAAAGCACCAUUGGCAAUUGGGACUCGAACAAGGCCGACGAUAGAAAACGAUUACAUUCCUUAGAUUUCGAAAGGGUUCUUGUUGUUGUUGUUGUUGAAUGAUUUUUUUUUUUUAUCUCUUGCUUUUGUGACAUUACAAUUUUUCUGUUUAUAAUGAAUGAAUGAACUCAAAUGCUUCCUGUGAUUAGUUCUAUAAAUUUGGUUUACUUGGUUUUUUCAA